Messenger RNA from Myiozetetes cayanensis, 6859 nucleotides. It is a transcript of the gene ACSL6, whose product is annotated as acyl-CoA synthetase long chain family member 6. Gene Ontology annotation, cellular component: endoplasmic reticulum; membrane. Gene Ontology annotation, biological process: very long-chain fatty acid metabolic process; long-chain fatty acid metabolic process; long-chain fatty-acyl-CoA biosynthetic process. Bases 85 to 2391 code for a protein of 768 amino acids. NCBI's taxonomy places the organism in Eukaryota, Metazoa, Chordata, Aves, Passeriformes, Tyrannidae. The transcript is spliced from 21 exons. Gene Ontology annotation, molecular function: arachidonate-CoA ligase activity. The record is from RefSeq and is a predicted model, not a curated record.
GUGCGGGCCCGGCGGGCCGGGCCGGCGGGGUGCGCAGUGCGCGCCGCAGUGCGCGGAGCGGGGCGGAGGGGCCGCGCCGCAGGGAUGCUCGCCCCGCUCCUGGGCUCGGCGGGCUCCGGCUGCCUGCUGCUGGAGUUUGCCGUUUCGCUGGCGGAGAAGAUGCAGGCGCAGGAGAUCCUGCGGAGCCUGCGGCUGCCCGAGUUCGAUGACCUCAGCCAGUUCUUCCGCAACCUGCCGGCCACGGCCCUGGUCGGCAUCGGCGCCUUCGCCGCCGUCGUCGCCUACUGGUUCGCCAGCCGGCCCCGCGCCGUGAAGCCGCCCUGCGACCUGCGCAUGCAGUCCCAGGAGGUGGAGGGCCUGGCCGGGGCGCGCCGGUCGGUGAUCGGGGACAGCCCACAGCUGCUGACGCACUACUAUGAUGACGCCAGGACCAUGUACGAGGUCUUCAGGAGGGGAUUCAGCAUCUCUGAGAACGGCCCCUGCCUGGGGUUCAGGAAACCCAAGCAGCCCUACCAGUGGCUGUCCUACAAGGAGGUGGCUGAAAGAGCAGAAGCUCUGGGUUCAGGCCUUCUGCAGCAGGGCUGCAAGCCAUCCACAAAGCAGUUCAUUGGGGUCUUCGCUCAAAACCGCCCAGAGUGGAUCAUCUCUGAGCUGGCUUGCUACACCUACUCCAUGGUGGUGGUUCCUCUCUAUGACACCUUGGGUCCUGGAGCCAUUCGGUACAUCCUCAACACAGCUGACAUCUCCACGGUCAUUUGUGACAAGCCUGAGAAAGCCAGGAUCCUCCUGGACCACGUGGAGAGGAAGGAAACACCGGGCCUGAGCUCCAUCAUCCUGAUGGACCCCUUCGAGAAGGAGCUGGCAGAGAGGGGGAGGCGCUGCGGGGUUCGCAUCCAGACCAUGCAGGAGGUGGAGGACCGUGGCCGUGAGAGUCGACAUGUGCCUGUGCCUCCUCGACCAGAAGAUCUAUCAAUUGUCUGUUUUACUAGUGGCACUACAGGAAACCCCAAAGGUGCUAUGCUGACCCAUGGGAACGUGGUGGCGGAUUUUUCAGGCUUUUUGAAAGUGACGGAGAAAGUGAUCUUUCCGAGACAGGACGAUGUGCUCAUCUCCUUCCUGCCUCUGGCUCACAUGUUUGAAAGAGUUAUACAGGUAAGAAACCUGCCUGAACUGACGAGGCCUCGUGGGGCUCCUUGUGUUUUCUUCCAGAGUCAGUGGUCUCCUACUUGUGAGGAUGUACACAUUUCCUAUUUGCCUUUAGCACACAUGUUUGAGAGAAUGGUACAGUCUGUAGUGUACUGCCACGGAGGGCGGAUUGGGUUCUUCCAGGGAGACAUUCGUCUCCUGUCCGACGACAUGAAGGCCCUGCGCCCAACCAUCUUCCCCGUCGUGCCGCGGCUGCUGAACAGGAUGUACGACAAGAUCUUCAGCCAGGCUGACACGUCCCUCAAGCGCUGGAUCCUGGAAUUUGCUGCAAGACGGAAAAAGGCGGAAGUUCGAAACGGCAUCAUUAGGAAUGACAGUUUGUGGGAUAAGCUUUUCUUUAACAAAAUACAGGCGAGUCUGGGGGGCUGUGUCCGCAUGAUAGUGACAGGAGCUGCCCCUGCCUCUCCGACUGUCCUGGGCUUCCUCCGCGCCGCCCUCGGAUGCCAGGUUUAUGAAGGCUAUGGCCAAACAGAAUGCACAGCUGGAUGCACCUUUACAACUCCAGGUGACUGGACAUCAGGUCAUGUAGGAGCCCCUUUGCCCUGUAACUUAAUCAAAUUGAAGGAUGUGGAAGAACUGAAUUAUUUUGCUUCCAAAGGAGAAGGAGAGAUCUGUGUGAAAGGACCCAAUGUGUUCAAAGGUUACUUGAAAGAUGAAGAGAAGACAGCUGAGGCGCUGGACCAGGAGGGCUGGCUUCACACAGGGGACAUUGGGAAAUGGUUACCUAAUGGGACUCUGAAAAUUAUUGAUCGGAAGAAGCACAUAUUUAAACUUGCUCAGGGAGAAUAUAUUGCACCGGAGAAGAUAGAGAACAUCUACAUCCGCAGCGACCCUGUGGCCCAGAUCUACGUCCAUGGAGACAGCCUGCAGGCCUUCCUGGUGGGAAUUGUGGUGCCUGAUUCUGAAGUUAUGCCAGGCUGGGCAAAGAAAAGAGGGUUUGAUGGAACAUAUGCAGAACUCUGUAAAAAUAAGGAACUGAAGCAAGCAAUAAUGGAAGACAUGGUACGGUUGGGGAAGGAGAGUGGGCUCCACUCCUUUGAGCAGGUCAAAGCCAUUUACAUUCACUCCGAUAUGUUCUCGGUGCAGAACGGUUUGUUGACACCGACGUUAAAGGCUAAGAGACCAGAACUGAGAGAUUACUUCAAAAAGCAAAUAGAAGAGCUGUAUUCAAGCAUCUCCAUCUGAAAUCACGGGAAGAAUCUCCUGAGUAAUGGACUUCAUAGCAAUAUUAGAAUAAUACUCAAAAAGUACAGAGCCAGAACGACACUGCUGAAAUGGAUAAGCACCUGAAUCUUAUAUUUGAGCCUUUCAUUGUUCUAGGAUUUUCCCACUAACCAUAUUUUUCCUUCUUUUUUCCAUCAGGUGUGAUACAAUUUCUUUUUUACUCUAUGCACAGGGUACUACUAAGAAUCAUGCUGAAUUGCCACAAAAUAUACAGACAUUUCAAUCUAUGACUAAAUUAUGGAAACUUAUUAAUAACUACAAGCAUUUCUAAUUAAAAUAGGGAAAAUUUCAGGUAUGUCUGUUAAUAUUUGAUUGUAUAUAACCUAACACAUUAAGAACUAAAAUUAUGGAUAAUUCAAUAAUGUGGUCUACCUCAAACAAUCAGUGAUUGAUGGUGAAAGUGAAAAUCUAUUUUCUCUGAUUUGGAACUUCAAGCUGGAUAUCGGAUUAUAUAUGAAGUGAUAGUUUUUAUAUUUUCCAGGACAUAAAUGACAUUGAUUUGAUUUAAUCAUUAAUGACCUAACUAACAACCAGAAUAGAAAUAGGAAGGAAUCUCCUGCUAUCUGAACUUAAUAGACCUUUUAGUGUAUUCCACCUAACGGAUAAAUGUUACCUUGCACUUGCAAGAACAGGGUAGGCAGCGAUAGGAUAGAGUUCCCUCUAUUUCCUUUUCAUCCCAACGCAGUUUAUCCAUGGCAUGCUGAUCCUGCAGCCCAGUGCACUCAUGGACAUCUGAACUGCUCAAACUGAGAAGGUUGCAAAAGCAUUGCUGGCUCUGAGGCGGCUCUUGGUGGGAGUUCAGGAUAAUCCACCUGCUCCCAGUCCCUAACUGGUUACUCUACACGCUGCUAACUCUGCGUAGUCCAGCUGGACUCACUCCCCUUCAGAAACAGCGCCGGAGAAACAGAGCACAAGGAAUGAGCUGGGAUUGUGGAUGGGGCUUAGCAAGAGGAAGGGGUUUGGGAAGAGGCCAGCCUGAGGCACAGCACUGCGGGGCAUCCUUUGUGUGGCCACGGUAGGGAAGGAACCCUGCUCCCAAGGGCCCAUGGCAUGCUGAGAGGCUGUGCUAGCCACCCCUGUGCCAGGUGUCACGGGAUGGCAGAACGCUGGAUGUGGGGGCAGAAAGGCCUGCUGAGAAAACAGCUCCAUGUCCAGACGUCUGGGAGCAUCAAGUCACGCUGGCAUCACUUCCAGUGGCCUCUCUGGAAUAAACAGGAAGUUGUCUGGAUGAAACCUUAGAUUUCUGUGGUCAUCAGAAAGGAGAAAAGUCUCACAAGGAACAGGAACAGACUCUAGAGCUCUCUCCUGAUACAAAGCACGGUACAAAACAAUGAGAAAACUGUCAUGUCAAGUCGCUUGAAUACGUGGACUGUCGAUGGCUUCUUUCUGCUAAACUGGAUCCUAAAUAUCUGUGUGUAUUGUACUAGCUGCUCUUUGUUGCACCAGUGCAUACUAGCAUGGAGCUGUGCCUGCUAGACCUUUGCUAGGACAGUGAAAGCACACUUAUUUUUUUCUCUUAAACUGGAAUCCGCUGUAGACUUUUAAAGCUAAAAGUUAAAAUUUUUAAUCUAAACGGUCUCUUACUUUCCCUCUGGAAUUCCGUUGCAUGCUUCCAAAUGAAAUAAACCGAAUGAACGGGUUAGUGUCACACGAAGACUGAUUUAUUGAAGUGAUUUCAGAAUAAAACGAUACAAAGGAAACCGCAUCAGUAACAUGAUGACUCAUACGGAAUGUGGCGAUUUGAUUUAUCAAACGUGCGUUUGUCUGAAUCCCUCUUUGCGCCCGAUUCCUCAUUUGAUUCCAGUUCAGUGAUUCACAUCAGUUCAAAGCAACUGCGAAAUAUCUGAGAUCUGCUGGGAUCACACAUUCAUUUUUCACCAGGGUACACAGCAGCAGCAUCCCUGGGGAGUUUGUGCACCACGUCUGCAGAGCGCGGGAAUUACUGUGUCAAAUGCGGCUCUUUAGGUCAGAAAGGGUUCUUAUCUCGGCACAGUCUGGUUCAUCUCCUUUUUGGACCAGCCAAAAGACAGUCAUUACAUGCAUAAAGCUCCAGAGCAAUGGAGAAUUAGAUUCAGUACAAUUUCCUGUCUGUUUUAAUGCAACAGGGUUUUAAAGUAAAAAACCCCAAAGCCUAGUCAUCCCUAUAAGCAGAGAAAAGCUGUUUUUUCACUGACCUUUUUCUACCGUUUGAGUUUAAUUUACUUUUUUCCUAAGGUGGUUGCAGGCUUUCCGUGACAACUAAACUCUGUGUAAGUAUAAAAGAUCUCACUAUGAGUUUAUUUACAGCUUAAAUGGCUGUUGUUUUUACAUAAAUAAUGCUGAAUAAUAGAUCUGUAUUCUUCUUUUGGUAUUUCAUGCAAAAUGUCAGAUGCACUAGAGCCAGAGAUGAACACCAAAAGAAUAAGAAAGGAAAAAUACAGACUUGGCCACUCGAGGAUGGUGCAAAAUCUGGGAGAAAUUGUGUUGUCACACCAAAAGUGUGAAUACUUUCAGAACUUGUGAAAAGUUACAUAAAUAAACUAAAAGCUCUCUUUUAUACUUUCUGGUGUAAUCAGAUUUUCCUCUGCAGGUCGCUCUCUCUUGCCAUAAUCAUAACGAUGCUGUAAGAGAUUAACACUUGAAAAGCAGACAGUGUAAGGCAUGAGCUCAGCCCAAUCUUGCUUCUCUUCAAAUUCCAGGAAUAUUUAUUUUGUACUGAGCUUUCUUAAACUGAAACACUUCUUGUGACCACCAAGGAAAAAUCCCCAGGGCUGUCCAAUAAGCAGUUGUUCAGUUUUUGGGGUUUUUCCCCCUCGAGAUAACUAGUUAUAAAAUUAGUUUCUAUUAUUCAUCUUAUUUAAAGAGUGGAGACUCUUUUUGCAGAGUACUGUGUUCUUAGACGUUGUGAGGCAUGGGAGGUUCUUCCUGAGCCUGGUGCUGUGCCUCUGGAACCACUGCAAGACUCUCAGAUAUAAAAACUGGAAUAAAAAACCUUUUCCAGGAAGAGAACCUCGCUUAGUUCUGUAUUUUGUGUGUUCUUAGCUCAGUGUAUUGCACCAGGCGUGAGCAGAAACCAGAGCAGGGUCCUGACCCCACGUGGGCGGGAAGCACAUGGAAUAAUCUGUCCUGAAGGGCACAUUUGCCGUUGGACAUGCUUGACGCACACCAGGUGAGAGAGAGAGGGGGAGUUUUUAUUGACCAAGUACUACUUUGCAGUCUGCCCUCACUGUCAGUAUCUAUCAGCAUCAGUCCAGUCUCGUUUCUGCCAUGAAUACGAAAUCCUCGCAUAUAACAAAAUAAUCUGACUUAAUCUUCUGGAAUUAAAAAAUUAACUUAGAUAUUUUUUUUUAAUUUUACGUGUGUUAAAAGCACAAACUGCUGAUCUAUAUGUAAAUAAAUGCUACAAGAUGAAUGUAAACUGGGAAAGAAUAUACUAUUUUUGCAUGGUAAUAGGUUACUUAAAGACCUCUUGAUGCCUUACAGAGAACUGGGAAAAGCAUUUUAUUUAGAGGCAAUUCUAUCGGCGUAUUUUUUGUAUUUUAGCUCACUUUGGUUUUCUCUGGAGGAAGAAAAUCAGAAUUAGAUCUUUGUUUCUUCUUGGAAUUAACUUUCUUCAGCAUUUUGCACAUGUGGUGGUCUCUACAUCACCUUUGCUCCUGUGAAAUGGGGAAGCUUUUCAGAGAAGAGACCUGGAUGCUUGUAGUCCAGGAAGGAAAAAGCUUUAGAUCCCUGGAAUUGUUCCAAAAUAAAAUGUUUUCUGAGGCAUCUGGAGCCCCUUUAAGCCCUUCAUUUCAGCUUUUUGUUAUGUAUUUUAGCAAAGUAAAAGCAGUGAACAAAUGAGGUAUUUUGGUGAGUGUUGCUUAUUCUAUUUUCAAAUGAAAGUGAAGGGGGUUAAAAUAUAACGUAUACAUUUGUGUAAAAAAAAAUUAACUGUAAUUAAAGGUUUUUCACCUUUGGUAUAUUAGCAUGUAUAUCAAAGAGUCAUCUAUGGAAACUUUUGUAAAGAACUAACUUCUCACCUUUCUCAAAAGUGCUCAUGAGAUUUUCUUGUGGACUGACAUACAAUAAAAGCUCUUUUUUAAAAUCUGUUGUUCCUCCAGCUACGCUCUGUCCUCACCAUCGUUAUGAAGUUUGUUCAGAACGCGUGCCUAGACUAAACGUGUUGUAAAAACAAUAAAUUAUGUAAAAUAAAAUAACAACCAAAGGAAUAUUGGAACAUGAGAUUGAUUUUAGCAAUCUCCUACAAAAAAAAAAAAAUUGUUGCAAAUCUCUCUGAAGAUGCUGAAGUCUUUCUGUAAUGGUUUCAUUUUUUUUUUUUUUAAUAAUUUUAAAUCAGGAAUAACAUAACUAAAUGUAUAUGCUUGUUUAAUAUGAAUUGACAAUUGGGAAUGCAUAGUAUUUUUUCAGACUAUGUGUCUAAACCAAUAAAGUUUCAAAGCAUUUGGGCUCU